AUGGGUACUGAACUGGAUUCCAGUGUAGAUACUAUUCGUCAUCAUCAAAGAAAUUAUGAAGCACAAAAACGUAGAACUACUAUGGAGAUUACUCAUUUACGUAAUCAAUUAGCUAAAGCAACUGCUUUAUUAGAACAGUUGAAAUUAUUCUUCAGUAAAACAAAUGUGAACACUAGUUCUUUGGACCACAAUAUGCGAGUUGUGAUUGAGAAUUUACUAAGAAAUGUACACACAAAUAAUGAACUGCAAGAUGUAGAUACUUUAAGUAUCGACGAUUUAAAACUGAGAUUAUCUAUUGCUCAAAAUGAGCUUACUCAAUUGCGAUUAGAUAUGGCACGUCAAAGAGAAGAUGAUGAUCGUGAGGCAUCAAGACUUCGGGGUCAGUUAGCUGAAGCAAAUUCAAAUGCAAGAGCUUUACGGAUGCAGUUAAAUCGCCUUAUACCACAAAGCAUUUCUUCAAGCAAACUUAAUAGUUUGGUGAAUACAAACUCAUCUGAUUCCUCAAGCUGUACAAAUUGUCAAAAACUUCAACGUCUCAACGAUGUUUUACAACGUAAACAAUCUAAAAUGAACCCGUUUCCUGAUUUAAUCGAUCAUCAAGGGAAUAUAAUAAAUCAUCAGAAUUUUGUUUGUGAGGACAGUGCCUUUAAGAAGAAAGCAAUACACAAGCCACACUUUAUGAACAGUUUCGUUCAAACAGAUUUGUUGAAUGAUAUUCCCGCAACUGAUUUUAUCCAAAAGGUUGAUGUAGCUAUUGACCCUAUUGGUGGAUACGAUAACAUCUCACCACAUCUCCCGGUUGAAAAUUGUAAAUAUGUUCAAACGGAACCAUUCAUCAUAGGUAAAUUUUAG
Molecule: messenger RNA, 852 nt
Organism: Schistosoma spindalis
Lineage: Eukaryota; Metazoa; Platyhelminthes; Trematoda; Strigeidida; Schistosomatidae
Source: the annotation of a GenBank genome assembly